This is a messenger RNA of Manis pentadactyla (Chinese pangolin), 2545 nucleotides long. RefSeq names its product mitochondrial carrier 2 (gene MTCH2). The transcript has 14 exons. Bases 173 to 1120 code for a protein of 315 amino acids. The record is from RefSeq and is a predicted model, not a curated record. Gene Ontology annotation, cellular component: membrane; mitochondrion. Lineage: Eukaryota; Metazoa; Chordata; Mammalia; Pholidota; Manidae. Gene Ontology annotation, biological process: positive regulation of apoptotic process.
GCGGGCGCUCGCUCGCGAGUGCUGGGUGGCGGGCGGGACCUGAGCGGGAGGCGCGCGCCGGUGUGUGCGUGCGCGCGCGCCGCCGGCGGGCCAGCGGAGCCGCUGCCCUGGCACGUGAUCCGGAACGUCUAGGUCGCUUGGUGGCUCAGUCUGUCGGUCCGCGGGUGCCAUCAUGGCGGACGCGGCCAGUCAGGUCCUCCUGGGCUCCGGACUCACCAUCCUGUCCCAGCCUCUCAUGUAUGUGAAGGUGCUCAUCCAGGUGGGGUAUGAGCCUCUUCCUCCAACCAUAGGACGAAAUAUUUUUGGGCGGCAAGUAUGUCAGCUUCCUGGUCUCUUUUGCUAUGCUUGGCACAUUGCAAGCAUCGAUGGGAAGCGUGGGUUGUUCAGAGGGUUAACUCCAAGACUGUGUUCGGGAGUCCUUGGAACUGUGGUCCAUGGGAAAGUUCUACAGCAUUACCAUGAGUGUGACAAGGUUGAGGAGAAGGGACAAGCAGUCAGUUUCCCUUUCAUCUCAGAGUUAGGACCUGGAAUUGUACAGAAAGAAGUCUCAUCUUCCUUUGACCGAGUUAUCAAGGAGACAACUCGAGAGAUGAUGGCUCGUUCUGCUGCUACCCUCAUCACACAUCCCUUCCACGUGAUCACUCUGAGAUCUAUGGUGCAAUUCAUUGGUAGGGAAUCCAAGUACUGUGGGCUUUUUGACUCCAUAGUAACCAUCUAUCAGGAAGAGGGCAUCCUAGGAUUUUUUGCGGGUCUUAUUCCUCGCCUCCUAGGUGACAUCAUUUCUCUGUGGCUGUGUAACUCACUGGCCUACCUCGUCAAUACCUACGCACUGGACAGUGGGGUUUCCACCAUGAAUGAAAUGAAGAGUUAUUCCCAAGCUGUCACUGGAUUUUUUGCCAGUAUGUUGACAUAUCCCUUUGUGCUUGUGUCUAAUCUUAUGGCUGUCAAUAACUGUGGGCUUGCUGGUGGGUCCCCUCCUUAUUCCCCAAUAUAUACAUCUUGGAUAGAUUGCUGGUGCAUGCUACAAAAAGAGGGAAAUAUGAGCCGAGGAAAUAGCUUGUUUUUCCGGAAGGUCCCCUUUGGGAAGACUUACUGUUGUGACCUGAGAAUGUUAAUUUGAAGAUGUGAGACAGGGACAGUGACAUUUCUUUAGUCCCAGAUACACAGAAUUAUGGGAGAGAAUGUUGAUUUCUAUAUAGUGUGGCACACUUUUUUUAAUAAUCAUUUAAUCUUGGGAAAAUGGAGGUGUUUGGUGUCUGUCUUUUUCCUUUUCCCAGCGCAAUGUAAUUUGCCACCGAUAUUCCCUGUUUAGUUAUUCUGAUAAGGAACAUUUUUGCUCCAGACUCUUCAUGUUUUUUAAACAGAAAAAAAGUUCGGGUUUUCCUAAAGGCACAGACAGGUUGUCUGUGAUUUGAGUGUUAAUUUAAGGCUUUGUAAAAUGAAGAAUGUGAUCCCAAGAAGAAAGAAAGAAUUCUGUAAACCUUAAGACAUUUAAUAAGGCAAAACCAUAUGGGAGGUUAUAAAUGACCUUUUCUUUAGUAGAUCCUAAAAAUUCACCAGCAUCCACCAGAAUCUGCCUCCCAUUGUAUGCUUCUAAGCACAUUUCAUUAACCCUGUUUCUCAUACUUCAAAAAAGGAUAAUACUUUGCUAAAUUAACCCUAACAAAUCUCUACAUGAGGCAUUCAUGCCUUCACUCUAUUACUGAAUCUAUUAAAUUGUCGCCAAUAACAAAAAUAAAAGGACAGCUAUAGAUUAUAAGCACAGUUUGGAACGGGAGUGUAAGGGCUUAUUUUUGCCACAGAAGAAAUUAUUGUGGUUGUAUAAACUGAAAAACAAUACUGCAGCAGCAGCCCUCUUCUCCAAGAGCCAAAUCUUUGCCAGUCCCUAAAUCACACAGUUAGACAGUUCUGAUUAUAUAUCAUUUUUUGUUCUUCCUUUUUGUUGUUCUUGCAGAAGGUGACUAGUUUGUUUUCAUUCCUAAUGAUGCUCUUGGAAAGUCUCCUUGUAACUUCAUACCUGAUAAUGCAGACUGAAGUCAACACAGGGUUCUUAACAGUGAUUGACCAUCCCGCAUGUCACCCCCUCAGGCAUGUUAACAUAUACAGGAGAGGAAAAAAAUCACUUGAAAGAAAUAAAUUUCAACUCAAGCAUAAAGCUUCUAUUUACUCAGGCCUUUUAAAAGCUGGUUAAUAUGCUCUAAAUGGGAAAGGAUAUGGUUUCACUUGUUUAAGUAAUCCAUUGGGAUGUUGCCAAAUGAAUAAGCACUUAACUUGCUGCUUCUCAGACUUCUCUGUCACAGCCACAGCACCCAUAACAGAGUGAGCCUAAUCGAUCUCCUCGCUCCCCCAGGGUUAUGGAAUACAGCCUGAAGGUCAUGGAUAGCUUACCUUGAAAUCAUCUUUGGUGUCUCUUACUUUGUCUCAAAAAGUAAUGUAAAUUUUGUAUUCUAUUCAAUAUUAUCUGUAUUUGUUUUAAUAUAAAAUGUUUUGCAUUACCUACCUUUUUCCCAAAACUUUUCAAGUAAAGAUCUAGGAAAAUGCCCAA